AUGUCUUCAGCAUUCGACCCCUCAAUGUCCACGAGCCGGCCACCCAUCGGCGGUCCCUCCCUAGCGGACACGCUUCCCAACAUCAACUUCGGCUUCGACGAACUGCGCGAUCGUAUGGCCAAGUUCACCGCCAAGUUCGAUGCCUUCAUCGAGCAAGGGCGCAAGCGCGUGCUGGAGGAGCGUAACCAAUUCCACAUGAGCGUGGCUGAGCUGCAGGAGGACCAGCGCAUGAAAAAAAAGGACAUUGAAAUCCUCCAGCUCAAGACCAACACCUACCAGCAGACGAUAGGCAAGGAGGCGGCGGAGACGCGGGAGAUGCAGGGGGCGAUCGCGCAGCUGACGAGCGAGCGCGACCGGCAGGCGGCGACGCGCGACGCGCUCAAGGAGCAGAUCGCCGCGACGCAGAAGGACAUCGACGCGCGGUUGGCCGCGCAGCGCGCACACCAGGCCCAGCUCGAGGCCCAGGCCCGCUUCAACGUGCCGGAGCUCGACUUCUGGGUGACCAACCUGUGUCUGCGCAUCGAGGGCGCGGGAGUCGAGGACCGGCUGAAGUUUGUGUAUACGCACGUGGAUGAGAAGAAUUGGGAGCGGGAGGCCUGGUUUGAGCUGUGUACGGGCAGCCGGGACUAUGAUGUGAGGCAUUGCAGGCCGAAGUUGGAGCGGGAGAAGUUGGAGAAGGUGCUGGAACGGGUUAAUGAGACGCGGGAGCUGGCUACGCUGUUAAAGGGGAUGAGGGAGCUGUUUGUGGAGGCCAUGCGGUCGUGA
Messenger RNA from Chaetomium globosum CBS 148.51, 765 nucleotides. RefSeq lists its product as uncharacterized. Gene Ontology annotation, biological process: chromosome segregation. Bases 1 to 765 code for a protein of 254 amino acids. Gene Ontology annotation, cellular component: Ndc80 complex. Lineage: Eukaryota; Fungi; Ascomycota; Sordariomycetes; Sordariales; Chaetomiaceae. The transcript is spliced from 2 exons. The record is from RefSeq and is a predicted model, not a curated record.